AUGACGGCAAAGAAUUAUCUGCUUCAACUCAAAGAAGCAGAAUCCCUUCUUUCCGAUGGCCAAUACACCACUUUAUUAUCAUUUUAUGAAACUUCUUUCCUUUCGGACCUUCCGUACCUCUACAAAUCCCCAUCGCCAGUGAUCCUUCACCAUUUACUCACUUUGGCCCUGCUUGGGCCAAUUGCCAAUGAUAAAUUGGUGGUGGCAACGGUAUACGACGGGAACUUUAGACUGCCACAUUUGCCAAUCAAUGGCCGAGCCAUUAGGUUGUUGGCGCAGUUCUACCAGAUUUCCCAACCCAAAACAGAUUCCCAAAUCAUACUACCCCAAGACCAAGCAAUUCUCAGCGCCUCAAUGAUUUCCACCGUCGAAAACUUACUCUGUCCCAGUAAAUCUUUUUCUUCUUCUUCUUCUUCUUCUUCUUCUUCUUCUUCUUCUUCUUCAUCCCCCAUCAUUGAUAGGCUCAAACUGCAAAAAAUCAUUGGCCAUUCUCCUUUGAUGAUCGCGGUGAAAAAUGGGCCUUGGAGACUCAUUGGUUGGCCGAUCGACUGCUCCAAGUAUUUGGAUAGUUCGUCUCAACUUACUGCAAAUGAGCAGGUGGUUCGUAAAGCAGCUUGGCAAACCUGGUUCCCGGUGAUAAAUUGGUUAGUGAACGUGAUGCAUCUUGAUUUAUCUACGAGAAUCGACGAGUCGUCAGUGAGCAAUUCGAUCAUCGCCAGGUUUCUUGGUCAUUUGGGCCAUCGUACUUUUGUGCGUCGAGCUUUAGAACAUGUGUUUAUCAAUCAUUUGGAUAAUAUCAAUGAUAUCAAGAAAACCAGCGUGAUUUUCUCCGAUAUGGUGUACGAAGACGAAUUACGUCCAGGGAUUUCUCGGGCGAUCAUUGAAGAAGAAGAAGAAGAAGAAGAAGAAUCUUGCCCGACGACCCUUCAUGAUGCCGAUGUGGUGUACUUCCAAAAAAAAAUUGUGUUGUUGAUCUAUCAAUACCUUGAUGCGGAUUUCCGGACGGAAAUGGUGAAAGAAAUGAUCGGUCAUGAAUUAUUGAAAUAUUUUAAAGCGUUCACGUUCUUGGAACUAGCGGAUUUUUUUUUCUUGAACCACUCGUCAGUUUCUGCGGCGGCGGCAAUGGUAACCGUACCCCAACUGUCGUUGUCAAAUGACGAUUUGAAUCUUUUCGAUGCCUCGGGAUGUAAUGGUAUCAAAUCCAACAAAUCAUUAGAUACCAUGCUACUUCAAGCGGCGAUCCAAAUGUUAUCCACGGUUUCCAGCUCGAUGAAAUUCAAAAACACUUUCCCCCUCACUUACACCGAUGUUGAUUUGACAAUUAUCUCUCAUAAACUAUUGAAUCGUGAUAAUUUAUUUGUGCUAUUAGAAGUAGAGCCAGCAUUGGUGUGGAAAUCCAACAACACUUCUGCGGAAUUCAUGUCGUCGAUAUCUGAGGAUAACGAUACCGAUGAACAACAACAUUUGAGUUUGCAGGAGCUUGAUCAGUCAAUUAAGCAACAUCGCUCGCUAUACGAUCGAUUACUCAAAGUGAACUUGGCGAUAUAUUAUAUUCUACAAUGGUGGAUCUCUUACAACACUUUACUGACAGGAGGAGGAUUAUCAGAAAUGUUUCGAAAAUCGGUGAUGGAUGAUAAAAAAGAAUUCCUUGCGUUGGUAUCGCGGGCCGAAGAAUACAAGAUUGAAAAUCUCAAGUUGAUCAUCAAGGAUAAUCUACGGCAUCGUAACCCAGGCAAGACGGUGGAUGUCGAUGAUAAACUAAAUCAAAUUUUACAAUAUGAUAAAUUGAACAUCAUCAGCAAGAACGUUGCAAAUUUGUUGGAAGUUUUGUGA
Molecule: messenger RNA, 1833 nt
Organism: Saccharomycopsis crataegensis
Lineage: Eukaryota; Fungi; Ascomycota; Saccharomycetes; Ascoideales; Saccharomycopsidaceae
Exons: 1
Coding region: 1-1833 (610 amino acids)
Source: RefSeq, a predicted model, not a curated record